GGGAAGACUCGCGGAGAUGGACAAAUGUGGAGAUGCGAAAAUGAGGCCGUGUGGAGCCGUGGAUGGGCACGGGGAUCCAGGAAGGACCCGGCCGAGAGGCUUGUGGAGCUGGAGCUCCGAUGUGCGCACGUGGGGGCGGCCGGGGGUGGGCGAGGAGCCCUGGAGAGGAUGUGGGCUUGGGCGAUAGACAAGCUCGAAGGUGUGUAAGAAUUGAGUAGGUGAGGAUGGAGCACUGUAGGGGACCCAGGGGUAGGGGAGAUGGAGGACACUGGGGAAUGCGGAUUACAUCCUGCGGAGGCUGACGAGCUAGGAUGGAGUUGGAGGCUGUGGGGGCAGGGGUUGCUGAGUGAUUCUCUGGGGCUCUGACUUAGACACGUACCUGGGCCCAGAGACUGCGUCCCUGUGCCCUUCCAACACCCCCUCUUUCUGCCCUCCCCGCACUGCAGCACCUCUCGGUGGGGGCAGGGAAGCUGGAAAGGGGGUUGGCUACAGGAAGUGAAGGGUCACACCAGCCUGGGGGAUCAGGGAGCUGGUUUCAGGAGGAAGUGUCCAAGGUUUCUGCCGUCAUCACCUCCCCGGAGUCAGACUCAGAAGAUACGUUUGUUUACCUGCUGUCUCCCCAGGGCAGCCUAUUGGAGUCACUCUUGGCGCCUAGCAACCCCUACCUUGCAGAGUGGGGGCCAAACAUUUCUUCCCCAUCCCCCAGUACUAAAGAUUUUGUUCUUGGGUAGUACUGGAGACUGACCUGAGGCCUGAAAAGUGGACCUCUACAUCCCAGGCUGAAAGCGGAAAGAGCUCUGCACCUGGUUUCUGUUUGACAUAGGAACUAUUUGUGGAAAGGGGUGUGGGGGAGGAGGACCUGUCUCUAGUCUACAUCAAGCACAGUGCUGGGCACUGUCACAUGCAUUUUCUCAUUAAUUUCUCUUAACAGCCUUUCCAAGUGCUAGAUGUGUUUUAUGACAUUCACCUUUAUAGGUGGGGUGGGAACCAAGAGAUGGCAAAAUGAAGCUCCUGGUGCUAAUAAUUUUUGAUCCUCUUGUCCUCACUGAUAUCUUCAUUCCACUGGGAACCCAGUCCCCUCUCUGGUUCCCACACAGCCCCUCACCUGCAAAGGGUGAUGGCUUUCUGCUCCUGGGUCCAUCCUUUUGGGAGAGGCGAUACCAUGGAAAGAGCAUCUCCCAGCCCAGGUCUUACUGAGGAGCAGCUUCAAGAGCCAAUUACAGGAUGGAGGAAGACUGUGUGCCACAACGGGGUACUGGGCCUGAGCCGCCUGCUCUUUUUCCUGCUGGGCUUCCUCCGGAUUCGUGUUCGGGGCCAGAGAGCCUCUCGCCUCCAAGCCCCUGUCCUUGUUGCUGCCCCCCAUUCCACUUUCUUUGACCCCAUUGUUCUGCUGCCUUGUGACCUGCCCAAGGUUGUGUCCCGAGCCGAAAACCUUUCCGUGCCUGUCAUUGGAGCCCUUCUUCGAUUCAACCAAGCCAUCCUAGUGUCCCGGCAUGACCCAGCUUCUCGCCGCAGAGUAGUGGAGGAGGUCCGAAGGCGGGCCACCUCAGGAGGCAAGUGGCCCCAGGUGCUAUUCUUUCCGGAAGGCACCUGUUCUAACAAGAAGGCUUUGCUUAAGUUCAAGCCAGGAGCCUUCAUCGCAGGGGUGCCUGUGCAGCCUGUCCUCAUCCGCUACCCCAACAGUAUGGACACCACCAGCUGGGCGUGGAGGGGGCCUGGAGUACUCAAAGUUCUCUGGCUCACAGCCUCUCAGCCCUGCAGCAUCGUGGAUGUGGAGUUCCUCCCUGUGUAUCAGCCCAGCCUUGAGGAGAGCAGGGACCCCACCCUCUAUGCCAACAAUGUCCAGAGGGUCAUGGCACAGGCCCUGGGCAUUCCAGCCACCGAAUGUGAGUUUGUAGGGAGCUUGCCUGUGAUUGUGGUGGGCCGUCUGAAGGUGGCAUUGGAGCCACAGCUCUGGGAACUGGGAAAGGUGCUUCGGAAGGCUGGGCUGUCCCCUGGCCGUGUGGACACUGGGGCAGAGCCAAGCCGGAGUCGAAUGAUUGGCCAGGAAGAGUUUGCAAGGCAGCUACAGCUCUCGGACCCUCAGACAGUGGCUGGUGCCUUCAGCUACUUCCAGCAGGAUGCCAAGGGUUUGGUGGACUUCCGAGAUGUGGCUCUUGCACUAGCAGCUCUGGAUGGGGGCAGGAACCUGGAGGAGCUGACUCGCCUAGCCUUUGAGCUCUUUGCUGAAGAGCAGGCAGAGGGGCCUGGCCGCCUGCUAUACAGAGAUGGCUUCAGCACCAUCCUGCACCUGCUGCUGGGUUCACCUCGCCCUGCUGCCACAACUUUGCAUGCUGAGCUGUGCCAGGAGGCACCCAGCCAGGGCCUCUCCCUCUGUCAGUUCCAGAACUUCUCCCUCCAUGACCCACUCUAUGGGAAGCUCUUCAGCACCUACUUGCGCCCCCCACACACCUCUCGAGGCACCUCCCAGACACCAAAUGCCACCUCCCCAGGCAGCCCCACUGCUCUGGCCAAUGGGACCAUGCAAGCACCCAAGCAGAAGGGUGACUGAGCGCCUCAGUUUUCCGCCCCUUCUUUCUCAGCUCAAAUCCAGCCCCGCAGACUCAGGGCAGUGCCAGGGAUUUACCCUAUGCCUCAACCCCAUCUCUGCUCCUGUUUGAUUUUGGUUGUUGUUGUUGUUUUUUUAAGUUGAUCUUAAUUUUUUGUUUGGUUGGGUUUUUUUGUAAGAAACUAUUUUAUAUAUAAAUAUAAAUCUAUAUCUAUUAAAAAAAAAGUGAAGCUUAGUCACAUGGAUGGUAUUAUUAGUUGGGAAGGAAAAGGAUGGUUACAGGAUGCCCAUUGGGAGAUCCAGAAGGUUCCAAAGGUCAGACCUCUUAGCCAUAGCUGAAGGAGUAUUCUCACUUCCAGACAGGGCUCUUUCCUGUACAGAAAUUAUACAAAGAGAUUGCAUACCCUCCCUUAUUAUUAUCACCUCCUAAAUACGCACAUUUUAAUGAACUAAUUCAUGAACCUCUUUUCAGCCCAUUCCCUCUUGUUCUGUCCUCAUUAAAGAUUAAAAUAGCUUACUACCUACCAUUCCAUAUUUAAUAAUCCUACUGAGACUUGAUUCCAUCACCCAUAGUGGGAGCAGAGAGCUGUGUCAGUAAGGAAGCAGCCUCCCAGUUACAGGGCAGACCAACCACAUGGUUUGGUUUCCCUGCCACAGGGAUGAGCUGAGGACGCUUCAGUCCUUUCUGUCCAGCCUCUCUUCAAGGAAGAGAAAAGAGCCCCUGGAUACAAAUAAAGAAAAUUAAUUACAUUUAGGAAAUCAGAUAUCUGUCCUAGAGAUCUAACACACAAAAAAGCAUCUAAACUUAAGGAAAGGUAAAUGACAAUGGAAUAUCCAGAAAAGCCCUUUUGAUGCCAAGUCCAGGUUUGUGAAGAGGGAACAAAUAAAGUGGUCGUUGGAAAACUCUACUUUGGGGCCCCUAUCACAACCUAAAAGUCUGUUGCCAAGAAGAAGCUGCAGGGAGCCAAGUUAGCGGGGAGGCAGGGUAAAGUACCUGGAUUCAUAGACUCUGGAACUACCCCUCCCUAUUUUCACAGCAUCUUGCCCUAUCUAGCAGCAAAGGUGUUCAUACAGAAGAAGGGCACAUUGAGAGCAUUCUCCAACAAAAGCUUUAUUUUAUUUUUUUCCAUACAACUCCUUCCAAAGGUCUUUCCCACUUAGGGAACUUUCUGCAACCUGGCCAGUCUGACCUCCCACCCCAGGCUCAUCAACCCCUUUUGCAGAACAAAAUGGCAUUGGGCUGAGGCUGAUUCUCCACUGUGUACAGCAGCAGUGAAAUCUACUCUGGGGUGCCACCUCUGCGACUGGCAGGUGGGGCAGAAUGGUCCCUCUGCUUCCUACUGGCUACGACGUCGUUUCUUCCUUCUGCCUGUGACAAAACUGUCACGCCGCCUUUUACGAGGCUGUGAGGGUCGCACAGUUCCCAGAGCCAGGGGUCUCUUUUCAGCAGGGGCUGGACCUCCAACUACAGCUCGCUUCCCAGACUUGACAGGGUAUGGAGCUUGACUAAGACCUCUUUCCUCAGUGGAGGGGUGGGAUGCUCUCUGAACGGCCCGACCUCCUGAGGUUUGGCAAGGACUAAGGGGAGGCCCCCUCGGAGAUAGGCUAAGUUUUGAGGCCAAGAGGUAGGCAAAGUUGGAGAGCCCCUCAUCUUCCUCAUCUCCCCCCUCCUCCUCCUCCCCUCCUUUGGUCACAUCUGAGGUGUGUGUUUUACUCAUAGGAGAGGUUUCUCUCAGGACUGAAGCAUCCUUGGUUCCCCAUCUAGGGGAAGAGCUCCGAAGGCCCUGGUGAGGAGAUGUUGAUUUGGGGGUCCUCAGUGUCAAGGCCUCUUGAUUGCUUUGUAAAGGAACAAGGUCUUUUGGCUUAGACAAACCCUUAUCUUCCCUGCUCCCUCCUUGAGGAUCAUCAGAAGUAAAAUUUGUAGGACAAGUAUCUUUGCUAACGCCUAGUUGGAGGCCACAGUUAUCUCUACCGUCUAGUAUGUUUUCAUGUUCUAUGGUUUUCAACAGAGGAGAAAAGAGAUUGCCUCUGCUCCCUGCCUCUUGGCCACCCUCCGGGAAAGAGGAAGCAUCCUGGGUCCCUAGGAUAAUGGGAUUGCCUUGGCUUGCAGGCAAUGGGGUUUCUUUGGGAGACCCCAUUGUGGAGGUACCAACUCUGCUCUCCAGCAGUGGAGAACAACCUUCAGCCCAGAGAUCACUGGGAUCCUGUAUGGUCUCAGGGAUCUGUUCUCUCUUUUCUUUUGGUCCCAAAGCUGGGCUGUUGGCUCUCAGAGGUACUGGCAAGCUGGCAUCUGUCUCUCCACAGGGAACCACACUGCUCCCUGUAUCCCCAGGCACUGUGGUUUCUGCAGGACCCAGAGAAAUGCUAUUCCUCGAGCCCAGGGCCUGGUGCUCAGUUACACAUUCCCCAUCUUUGAAGCUCUCUAUGACUUCUUCAAUUUGUAAGGGCAACUCCAAGCCUACAGCAACCAUCUCACUACUCAGCCAAAGUCCUUGGCUGAGAGAGGUCCUGUCCCUGUCCCCAACUGCUCCAGGGGAAGAUUCCUGAUCACAGUUCUGAGCCAUGGGAGGACCUCUGUCAUCUCUGCACAAGGCUCCUGAGAAGCCUUCCUGGGGUGUUGCUAAAGGCUUUGCCCCUUGAGGAAGCACUUCAAGUUCCCCCAUCUGUUCUGUCUGCAGCCCCAGGUCCUGCUUUUCUAACUCCUGUCCUUGUAGAGGAGCUGGCUUUUCAAGUUCAGCAUCCAAAUUGGGAGCAUUCUUGGGCUGGGGGCCUUCCUGCCAGCAAAGGGGUAAAGCCUCUGAAGUCCUAUCAGUCACCAGGCAGUGUCCAGGAGACCCAGCACCUCCCUGAUGACCCUCCUGAUGUGGUGACAGCUGGUUUAUGACCUUCCUAGACCCUUUUCUCUCCAUACCCAAGAGUGCCUGAGUUCCCUGUGAAGCCCCAAGUUCCACGUGAAGGUCCCAAUUACUAGAGGAUGGCAGAGUGUUCCCCUCCCUGCGCAAACCUCUUAGACCAUCCAGAGCUCGCUGCUGCCCACCAUGCAUUUCUCUUGCCUGCUUUCCUGAAGAAGCAGCCUUUCCAAGGCAAACAGUGCCCCCAGCCCCUUGAGGCCCAGGUGAGAGCUGAGGCCUCCCACCCCCUCCUUCAUCCUGAUCAGAAACAGGAUGACUUGAGACCAACUGAGCUGCACUGCAAUUUGGAGGCGCCUCCGCAUCCUCCUGUUCCAAGGCCGAGAGUCGCUUCUGGACCAGCUGGAAGAGAAUGGACAAAUACCAGUUCUAUACAUGGUUGUGAGAAGAGGUGGCUGAGUGGGUGGUUGGAGAUGGUAUUUGGGCAGAACAGGGAAGAAAAGCAUGUGGCUCAAGUGAUGGUAUCAAAGACAUACUGCAGCUCUUCCCACUUUUUCAUGCCUUAUUUCCAUACUUGGAGCCCUUACUCUCAUUGCCUGUGUUUUCACAGUCCCUUACCUAUUCUACACCAGAAACCCAAUCCUAAAGCUGUUCUAAGACAGUACAAGGUUAGACAAAAUCAUGAGAGCAUCUUGUUCUAAUAUUCCCUACCUCCCAGGUUUACCUGGGAAAGAGUGAGUCCUUCUUCUUGCUCCAGCUCCUCCAUUAAGGCUAAAGGAUCCCUCUCCUGUUCUGGGGACAGCAGAUCUGCCAUAAAUUGAGGAUGAAUAACGGCCUCCACCUGGAGAACAGAAGGAAAAGUGAUGUGAAUCCUUCAAGUAACCUGUGAGCCAAGGGGCUCCAGAGACAAAGCCAUGAGCCCCCACCUCCCACUCAGCCAUGACUACCAUCAGUUACAGAAUAAAGCCUACUUUCUACUGCCUUGGGCAGAACACCAGAUGAUUGGUAUCCCAUCACGCCCACUCCUAGAACCUAGAAACUAGAAAGCGAUAUAGCCCACCUUCGAGACAAAGAUCUCCUGAGAACACAGUUCAUCAAUAUAGCCCAGGAGACCUGGAUCUGGAUACAUGGCUUCAUCCUCCUGCUGCUCCUCCUGUUUUCCAUCCGACUCCCCAGUGGCCAAGUGACUCCCCUCCAGCCCCUCCAUGAUGUCAAUAUACUCUUUCACAGCU
Molecule: messenger RNA, 6629 nt
Organism: Sciurus carolinensis (gray squirrel)
Lineage: Eukaryota; Metazoa; Chordata; Mammalia; Rodentia; Sciuridae
Gene: Lpcat4
Product: lysophosphatidylcholine acyltransferase 4
Exons: 14
Coding region: 1118-2551 (477 amino acids)
Biological process (GO): phosphatidylcholine acyl-chain remodeling
Cellular component (GO): endoplasmic reticulum
Molecular function (GO): 1-acylglycerophosphocholine O-acyltransferase activity
Source: RefSeq, a predicted model, not a curated record